Messenger RNA from Corylus avellana, 688 nucleotides. Lineage: Eukaryota; Viridiplantae; Streptophyta; Magnoliopsida; Fagales; Betulaceae. The record is from RefSeq and is a predicted model, not a curated record.
UAGAUUGGUUCGAGAGAGAUUGGUUCAGGAUCUGAGGGAAAAGCUAAGUUUUUUGGUGUGGGUUUGGUUUAUGUUAUGGGGGUUUUGUGAGGGAAGGUUUGCGGUGAAGACAGACAGCUUGAGAGUCACUUCACCGAGUUCGUUGGAGGGUGUCUAUCCAUGUGCAAUUGGAAAUUUUAGGGUUCCUCAGUUUGGAGGAUCCAUGGUUGGCAUUGUGGCUUACCCCAUAUCCAAUCGAAAGGCAUGCAAGAGCUUCGAUGGCGUAGACAUCUCCUUCAAGUCCAACCUCGGAGGCCUCCCCACCUUUCUCCUUGCUGAUCGAGGAGAUUGCUACAUGGCCUUGAAGGCAUGGAACGCACAGAAUGGUGGAGUAGCAGCUAUUCUUAUUGCAGAUGACUGGAUUGAAUCAUUGAUUAUGAUAGCCACCAUUGCUGAAGAUCAUUUUGAUUAUGGACAGAACCUCACCCUCCCUACAGCUUUUAUCAGCAAAUCUUUUGGGGAUAGCAUUAAGAAAACUCUCUCGAGUGGAGAAAUGGUUACCAUAAAUCUUGACUGGACAUUUUGGGCUAAACGUCUUCCACAUCCUCAUCCACGUAAUAUGAGUAUGAUACCCAUAUCGACUUUGUAAAGAACGUUCUUUAAAGGAACUAGCCCCUUUGAAGUUGGGUUAAGAAAGAAGUAAUGAUGA